Messenger RNA from Penicillium longicatenatum, 1710 nucleotides. RefSeq lists its product as uncharacterized. Gene Ontology annotation, cellular component: transcription factor TFIID complex. The record is from RefSeq and is a predicted model, not a curated record. Gene Ontology annotation, biological process: DNA-templated transcription initiation. Bases 1 to 1710 code for a protein of 569 amino acids. The transcript is spliced from 2 exons. NCBI's taxonomy places the organism in Eukaryota, Fungi, Ascomycota, Eurotiomycetes, Eurotiales, Aspergillaceae.
AUGGCGCAAACUCGGCACCCUCAGCAGCAGCAGCAGCCGCCCCCUCAAUUCACUUCUCAACCUUUCUCUCCUCCUGUCUCCUCUCCCUCACCUCACUCUGCCUCUUCGCCCGUAAAUGGAGGCGCAGCACCUCCCCCAUCCAAACGGCCUCGACUUUCUCCGCUUCCAUCAUCGCAGUCGCAGUCCCCCUAUGCUUCACCAAGCUUUGGAGCGAUGCAACUCCCUCAAGCUCAACUUCCACCCCAACACCCGCCUCCCAUGAACGGCACUGCUCCGAACAAUAUGCCACCACCCCCGGGCACUAUGGGGCCGCCUUCGCGUCCUGUAGAUAAAACUACCGAUGCCGCGGAGUUGACGGAUGUUCUGGCAUCAUCGGGUAUCGACGUGCGAGAGGAAGAGGCAUUUCUUACGCGCAGCUUCUCGGGGCCUAACGCGCAGGCGCAGCCGGCUCCUCGAGGGCAAACACCCCAUCAUCCACCACCCAUCAACACAUCGUUUGCAUCUCAAACAUCGGCUGGGACUCUUUCGGCAUCCAGCAGUUUUGGCGACAUGUCCCACGUCAAACCGGCGAUUCCGCAACAGUCAUUCUCCGACCCGGCCUCGCAAACCCAAGUCCCCUUCAAAGACCCCAAUGAGCCGACUCGUGAGGAUACAGAAGCGGCAAGGCGGGCACAAUAUCAUCUACAAGAGCCAUUCUUGUUAGCCAAACUGCUCGAGCAGAAAAUCCAGAAACGAGGCUUCGACCUUGGUGUUCGCAUCCCCUCUGAGGGUCUUUUCCAUCCCGUUCCCGGCCGGCCGCAGCCUAUCGAAGUUACUGGGCCUGAUGGAUCGUCCGUUAUCCGUACCGGUCAAACCAUUCUGAAUCAGGAGGGGGCACCCCUGGUGGACAUCCUGAAUCUGAUGUCUCUGUCUUGCGAAGAGCGACUACGAGGCAUCAUUGAUUAUUCUUCAUCCCUAUCUCGCAGCCGUCAGGCACACUCACAUGGCGUGGUUCCCGAUGAAUGGCAGGAUGUCGCGCAGCCUUUGAAUCCAGUCACUGGGAAUACGGCAACUCCUUCCAAGCGCCCUCGUCCUGGUACCGAAACCUCCCUUACAAGACCAGUCGCCGAGAAAUACCGCGCCCUUGUGAGUAAAGAGUCCUCACAGGAGAACAAACGUGAAGCCAAACGCGCGAAGCGUAACGCAGAUGCCACUGUUGAUGAGUUCACCGGCAAUCGUGCCGAUUCUGUCGACAUCACUGCAUCCGCUCCCUCGACACCUAUCGGCGAACGAGCCCCUAGCUUCGAUAAGAAGUCUAUGACCAAGAAGGAAGCGAAGAAGAUGAUGGACUCCAAAGCCAGUGAGGCGCAGCAGCACCAGCAGUCCGUUGAAACGGCCCGUUUAGCAACUAAUAGCAUGCUUUCUGGCCGUAUGUUCGGAACCAAGAAGUCAUACUCGUGGUUGAAGCCCGGAGGCUCUUCCAGUGGGUUCUCAUCGCCAUCACGCGCCGCUCCUUCCACACCUACUGCCACGCCAGAUAAGCCCGGCCGCUCUGGAGAAACACCAGCUGGCCAGCCAAAGCGACGAAUUGGAACGUGGCGCGAGGAUUCAGAGAAGGGGUCUGGCAUUCAGGUCCGGGAUCUCUUAUUCAUGCUCGAGGCAGAUGGACGAGGAAUUAAACACGUGCAACGAGGCUACUCGAAGGAUCCCAAGGAGGAUCGCUCAACGUGA